Molecule: messenger RNA, 1599 nt
Organism: Myotis brandtii (Brandt's bat)
Lineage: Eukaryota; Metazoa; Chordata; Mammalia; Chiroptera; Vespertilionidae
Gene: CALHM6
Product: family with sequence similarity 26, member F
Exons: 3
Coding region: 599-1444 (281 amino acids)
Molecular function (GO): monoatomic cation channel activity
Source: RefSeq, a predicted model, not a curated record
AGAGGGACAGGAAGGACACAGACAUCAGGGAGAUGGUAGAACUUGAGCUGGGCUUCAUUGUGAAUUAGCUUAUGAAAGAGAAACCAGGAAUCUGUGUUUCCUGUAAAUGAUCAGAGGGUUUUUUGGUAACUGUUCCUUCAGGCUUAGGAACUAGGUGGCCGCAAUCAAAGAAACGGUUUUCCCCAGUUUGCCCAAGUUAGAAGUAUUGUUUGCUUUGGGAGGCUGCAUUGGGGUAGGAAGGGUAAGGAAAAUCCCCUGGUUCGUUGUCAGCUGGGUGGAAACAAAUGUUACCAUGGAACAGAGUCCACCUUCAAUCAGAGUUCAUGCACUGGGGAGGAAGGUCACCAAUGCAGCAGCCUUGAGAAAUGGGUGGGCAUUGGGGAGGCCAAUGGUGUAUGUGGUCGGGUCUGCUUUUCAGUCAGGGCUGGUUUCCUUGAGAUAAGAAAGCGAAAGCUCUGGGCCAGAGAAGUCCUCUUCCCUUUUUAGGAGUUGCGUCUUAGCAGAGUGGAAAACCCCAGACCCCAGGACACCGAAAGCAUCCCAGGCGCAGGGCAGCCAAGAGGCAGAAGCAUCCAGACCUGUCCGCUGCGCCUGGGCCAUGGAGUCAAUGAAGAAGCUGCAGACGGUGCUGGACCUGUACCUCAAGCACCGCAUCACGCUGGGCUAUGGCCUGGUGACUCUUCUGACCGUGGGCGGGGAGCGCAUCUUCUCCACCGCGGUGUUCCAGUGCCCCUGCAGCGCCGCCUGGAACCUGACCUACGGGCUGGUGUUCCUGCUGGUCCCCGCGCUGGCGCUCUUCCUCCUGGGCUACGUGCUGAGCGCUCGCACCUGGCGCCUGCUGACCGGCUGCUGCAAGCGGGGCGCCGACGACUGCGCGGCCAGCGGGAGCCGCUUCCUGGCGCGGCGCCUGUGCUCGGACCGCUCCUCCCAAUGCGCCGAACAACUCCCGCUGGUUCCCUGCAACAAGGCGCAGGAGUCCGACGUGCAGGGCCUCCUGACGGACCUCAAGGCCCAGUCGCAGGUACUGGGCUGGAUCCUGAUAGCAGCUGUUAUCGUCUGCCUUCUGAUUAUUGUAUCUAUCACCCGAUGUGUAUCUCCAGUUAGUUUUCUACAACUGAGCUUUUGGAAAAUCUAUGUGGAACAGGAGCAGAAGAUCCUCAGAAGUCAAGCCACAGAACAUGCAACUGAAUUGGCAAAUGAGAAUGUUAAAUGUUUCUUUGAAGGUUCACAUCCAAAGGAAUGCAAGACCCCGAGCAUGAAAGACUGGCAGCAGGUUUCAGAACUAUAUACUUUCAAUCCAAAGAACCAGUACUAUAGCAUGUUGCACAAAUAUGUUAACAGAGAAGAGAAGAAUCGAAGUAUCAGGAUUUCGAAAGGAGAUGCAGUGGUUCCUGUUCUUGGCUUUGUAGAUGCACAUGGUAUGCACGCCACUGCUGAGUUAUGACCCUGUGAAUGAAUAAAAAGAAAAGCGUUCUUUUGAAUUAUUACUUCAUUUUUUAAAGAAUAAACAUUGUUAUUGUUUAUGGUGGUUUUUUACUUUGGCCUUCCAAAUUAUGGAAGUAUGGAAUUUUAGAUCUGAAAUAAAAAUUUAUAAUUUUA